Molecule: messenger RNA, 757 nt
Organism: Kickxella alabastrina
Lineage: Eukaryota; Fungi; Kickxellomycota; Kickxellomycetes; Kickxellales; Kickxellaceae
Exons: 1
Coding region: 123-629 (168 amino acids)
Source: RefSeq, a predicted model, not a curated record
AUAACAUCCAGCUUCCAGCUUCUCAUUUUUUCUUUCUUCAUUCCACUAUAUAUAUAUUUUAAAUAUUUGCUCUAUUUUUUAAUUGCACCAGUAAACUUUACAAUUUAACCCAACUUUUAUCCAUGUCAGUUAGAGAUUAUAAUUUCUAUUUUAAAGGCAGCAAUGUAUUGUCUGUAACAAAAUGGGGUGAGCUGAGUAGUAAAGUGCAUACAAUCGAGGAUGCCAUAAAAUACAUUAUAAAAAACAAGCUUUGGAAUUUGGAUAAAAAGGAAAAAAAUCUAGAAUUUAUGAUAAAAGACCUGAUAUUUCAAUUAGGCAAAGGUGAUUAUAUUCACGAACCCCUGGGUAUCAAAUUGAAACUUGCAAACCUAUGCAAAUCAACUACUACACCUAUUGAUAUAAGUAUUAUCAUACCUAAAUUUGCAGCAGUAAAUUAUAAAGGCAACCCAUAUAAAGUCCCGUACACCGAUGAGUCUAGUGAAGGUCAUAUAAGUGUUGUAGCAAAAAAGAUAAUUAAACAUAUAGGUAGUGGGUUGAAGCUAACAUUGAUUGCUCAAGAUGAACAGUGUGAGAACCAACCAUUUAAAAAGUGUUUGGUCACACGAGAGUACAACUGUUGCAUAAACUGAAGAUAUGGAAGUGGAUGCUGAGGUCGAGAAUCGCGAAGCAGGUUUCCACCUGCGUACCGAUUGAUAGGACACUAAUUGAAUCAUGCAGGCGUAAACUAGGGAGGCAUUACAUUGAUGCCCAAACAUGC